ACAAAGAAACUUGCAUGACUUCGUCUCAGACUUUCCAGUCUGGGGAAGAUGUGAAAGACGAAGCUGAAGACAGGAAAUGUCGGUUUCACCGACCCGGGAGUGAAUUCGGCGCUGUGAUUGGCCAGGUUGACAGCGUUUUUGUAGUGAACAAAUCUUUCAAACUUCGAGGCUGUGUGUGGGGUCAGUUCGGCGAUAUGGCGGUUAAAAGCUCUCUUGUUUUAGCCUGUAGGGAUUAAUGUCCUCCCGCUGAACGUUUAACAGAGCAUAUCAAAUGGCUGCAAAGAAUCCAAAUCCUCAGGAUAUUGGUGAAUUUGAUCGUAUCCGGAAGGAAAAUGCAGUGCUCCGAGAUGAACUUGUUAACAUGCGCGAAGAAAUCUCAAGUGAACGACACACUCAUGAACAGUUGUUGAAAAGCUUUCAAGUUCGACACAAUGAAGAUUCGAGGAAACUACGGGAGGAGAAGAAGCUCACAUCGAAAUUAGCGGAGGAAAAUGGAGAACUUCGGUUGGAGCUUAAAGCUUUUAGGGAGCGUUCUCUGGCAAAUGGAAGGGAUCACGAAAAGUUACAGGGGUCAGAUGUAAACGAAAGAUUGUUCCAGGAACUCAGUGCUAUGGGGAAACGGCUUGGAUUACUGCACAAUGAUUUACUCUCAAGUCCUGCUCUGAAAAAUUUGGAUGGAAGGCAUGCUGCCAAACGAGAAGCUGGAUCUGUUGUGAAAGACCCCUUAAAGAAACUAGGCACAGAACUGAUGAGCUUAAGAGCCCUACUAACAGCAAAAUCAAGCAUCAGGCUCAAUGGAGUUACAUUACCAGAUCAUAGAGAAGUUAAGACAAAUGGUAUGGCUUCAAAUUCAGUGAGUGGUAAUCAAACAAGUCUACCACCAGAUGACUUAGUCCAUCUCACUGGACCAAUCACAGAAGCUGCACUUCUGGGAGCUCUUCAACAAAGAAGUGCUGCAGCUGAAAAUUAUACAAAUUUAGGUUCUGUGAUGAUUGCUAUGAAUUCAUUUGAUCGAGCUCAGUCCAGAACAGGCCUGCCUCAGAGUUUCUCUGAUAAUCAAAGACUACAGACAGUUAUUCAAAGAGUGACAAGGAAGUUGGCUUAUUCCAGUGCUCCACAAGUUAUUGUUCUAAGUGGGAGUGGAGGUAGUGGGAAGACAUUCACAGCCCAGGCUCUUGUCCAUCAUCUGUUAGAACAGGCUGGGGGAGGAAUGGAUUCUGAUAUCUGUAAGCACUUUCUGGCCUCUGUAGCUGUGAUCCAAUCUCUAGGAAACGCAAAGACCCCAACAAACUCAGAUUCCUCCAGAAUGGGGGCUCUUUUUGAAUUCCAUUUGUCUGAUGGUUUGAUAUCGAGAACCAAACUCCAGUGCUAUCUCCUUGAUUCUACAAGAGUCGUAUGUCCACCAGAGAAGGAAAGAAAUUUUCACAUAUUUUAUCAGCUGUUAUAUGGGAUCACUCAGGAGGAAAGAGUUAAGCUUCAUCUUCAAGGCUACAGUGUGCACACUUUGUCUUACCUGAGUAGCAGUCCCAUUCCUUACAAUGAAGAUGAGGAAGUGUUCAGAGCUAAAUUUGAGCAGUGGAGGGGAGCUCUGGCCUCUCUGGGUAUCCCUUUUGUGGAUGUUCUCAGAAUUUUAGUGGCAAUUCUUCUACUUGGAAAUGUAGAGUUCGUUGAUGGUGAAGGUCUUGAACUUGAUGUCAAGGGAAAUAAUGAAAUCAAAGCUGUUGCUGCUCUUCUUGGUGUUUCUGGGGUUUCAUUGUACAGAGGUCUGACCACAAAAACCAAGAAUGUGAGAGGGCAGAUUCUUAGAUCGCUGUGUGACUCUGUUACUGCAAAUUCAAACAGAGACAGUCUUGCCAAGGCACUGUACUGCAGGACAGUAGCUGCUAUUGUCCGACGAGUCAACAGCUACAAGAGACCUGCAAGUCUGAUGUCAGUGUCACCCCAAGGAUCUUAUGAGUCAUUGCGGGCUGCAUCCAGUUCUCCUGGAUCAAAUGGGUCUCUGGGUAAAAGUCCACUUACCUCCAGCAAUGGUUUGCUAAUGGCAUCACUUCCUGUGAUUACUCCCCCAUCCACUCCCAGCCUGGAUGGUAGUUUCCAGUUCACCAAGGGAGCCUCUGGACUCAUCGGCAUCAUUGAUAUGUUUGGCUUUGAAAACAGUGAGGUGAAUCAACUUGAACAGCUCUGUGUAAAUCUGUGCUCUGAAACAUUACAGCAUUUCUACAACACUCAUAUAUUCAAGAGCAGAGAAGAGUACAGCAGGGAAGACGGUGUUCUUUCAGAUUUUGGAGUGGAUUACUUUGAUAACGCUCCGUGCAUUGAGCUACUCACUUGCCAGCGUGCUGGGAUUUUAACAGUGUUGGAUAAAGAAAGCUUAUUCGCAAGAGGAAGCUACCAGAACUUCUUACAAAAAGUAAAGGGACAGCAUAAAGACAGCGAUAGCUUUUUUGAUCCAGAUCCCGAGAGUUCGUGUUUUGGAGUAUCGCACUACAAUGGAAAUGUCGUAUAUGAUGCCAGCUCUCUUCUUAACAUCAACAGAGACUCAAUUAAUGAUGACAUUAUCUGUGUGUUCUCAAGACAGAACUGUAAUUUUGGUUUCGCUACGCAUCUUUUCACCAAUGAUUUGAAACCUCAGCAAGGACAGACAACUGCUCCCAAGGGGGUGCUUUACAGGAUAUCACCUACCCCUGCUCAGGAGGCGCAAAGCCCCGCAGGAACAGCUGAUGCUCCUCUUCGUACAUUUUCUCAAGGAUUUCAGGAAAAAAUUGAUGGUCUCCUCAAAACCCUGGUUCAAGCGCAACCGACAUUUGUGAGAUGUAUAAAGAUAAAUACCCGUGAGGAGCCAUAUUCCUUCGACCGUGGAAUUGUCAGUCAGCAGAUUCGAGUGUUGCAGAUAUUCGAGACUCUUCAACUGUUACAGUCAGCCCUCGCUAAUCGCAUUCGACUUGAAGCAUUCGCCAAGAAAUAUAGCUUUGUCUCGCCGCGUAAAGUCCGGGGUCUGGAGGAGACUGGGUAUGAGGAUUGCAAAGAUAUUCUGGAGACGCUGAUGAGAAAAGUUGACAAGCCCAAUAAUGACGUCAUGUUUGGCUCUUGGGUACUGGGAAAGAGAUACGUUUUCUACAGUGAGGUUGUGAAGCAAGAAUUGGACAAAUUAUACGAAGAAAGAAAAGUGAAGGCCGCUGUGACGAUCCAAUGCUGGCUCAGGAGAUGGAUCUGUCGAAAGAGAUGGCCAAACCUAAAACGUUCAUUGGAACUUCAGAGAAAAGGCCGGCAGGGUAGCAAAACUAAUCACAGUCUUGUUCGCAGAUCAGUUUCCCCGUCGGAUGAGCUUCGGGUUGACACGAAGGCUGCCGACCAGUCAUGCUGUCUCUUCGGAAUCGAUAUGGAGACUCCCCCACCUUUGCCUAAAAGCCGUCCGUAUACUGUGCUAGGAAAUAUGAAGAUGGGGUUCCCACAAAAUCGUAUCAUGAAAAUGGAUUAUCCAGAUGACGGAAGCGAAGUUCUCCUGAAGAAAGGAGAAGUUGUAAAGGUGGUUCGGGCAUCAGAAAAAAGAGGUUAUCUGGUUAUAGAGCACAGAGGCGCAACAGUUCACUUACCUUUUCAGGUUAUGGAGCUUAAGAAUUCUCCGAACCCUUCACCGAGGUGACCAGGAUACAGUGAUAAGUAAAGACAAGUUAAGCUAUGGAAAUGUGAUUGAAGCUUGUUGGAGAGGGUUUAGCUUAUUACGUCAGCUAUCCGUUCUAAUCUUAGAAAGCAGAUAGGACUAUGGCCCUCAUAAGCAGAACACCGCAAAGUUACGAGCAUGAACUCUAUUGAAUAAAAGGAAACGCAUCACUCGCAAAAACCUUGUCUUUUGAAAGCGCGUGAAGUAACACACGUGAUGUGCACGUGGACAUCGGCAUUGUGUCGGGAGUUAUUUACAAUUGGCUAGUGCUGAAGAUGGUUAAUCUGUGUACCUAUCUAUCAGUUGAAAAUCAACAGUUACAAUGAUGCAAGUACAGAAGUGGACAUAGCGCAGCAUUUCUUGUCAGAUAAAAUUUACGAUAGCAUCUUGCUGAAGAUUUAUAUAUGUAUAUAGGGUGACAAUGUAUUUUAAGCUCUGUGAGUUUUUACAACCAUGGUGUAAACCUUGACGAAUGAUUUUGUGGAAUGAUUUUUCUUCCUAAGUGAAAAUACUGUUGAAAAAUAGGAAUAUUUUUGUAACGUAUGAACAAAGCAUUUAAAGCUACCUGUUGUAUGGUUCUUUUCUGAGUGACUACGUGGGCGCGUGGACGCGUGGCGGUGUAUCUGCCGACUCGCGUGGUUACGUGGUAGUUAACGAGUUACGUGGGAGUUUGUUGACUCCUUGUAUUCAAAUCUGUUUUUCCCGCACAAAACGCCAAGAGACUAGAAAUCUUUCAUUCGCGAAACGUCGUGUCGAAGAACACCAACUGAUCUGAAGUUUGUUUAAUUUUAGGGUGUCUUAGACAGAUAUCAGUUUUAAGCCCGGUAGCGAUUAACCCCUUUACUCUUAAUACCAUUUCUCCUCACUGUUUUCCUUAUGUUUCUUGUAGUAAGGCCUGAGAAAUUGGUGUUUGAUCAAACACUCAUUUCCUACUGAUGUUUAUAUUUGUUCUCAUCGCCUUUCUUUUUCGGUAAUGUGUCGAUAUUGUGGGAAGAAACUUCUCAGUUUUUACUGCUGCGAAUAAUUUCAGCCAGUGGUAGUCUCUUUUUCGGUUUGAUAGCCUAAGAAUUGACCAUGCCCACUUUGAAAUGUUCUCGUGGCCUGUUAUUCUCGCUUUCUCAAACAACUUGAAAAUCUGUCAUUUCUUAGAACUGGUGAGUUUUAUUGCGUAAGGUCGGUGCAGUUUGCUUUUGUUUAAGCU
Molecule: messenger RNA, 4862 nt
Organism: Pocillopora verrucosa
Lineage: Eukaryota; Metazoa; Cnidaria; Anthozoa; Scleractinia; Pocilloporidae
Product: unconventional myosin-X
Biological process (GO): vesicle transport along actin filament; actin filament organization
Cellular component (GO): vesicle; actin cytoskeleton; myosin complex
Molecular function (GO): cytoskeletal motor activity; actin filament binding; ATP binding
Source: RefSeq, a predicted model, not a curated record